Messenger RNA from Symbiodinium natans, 6513 nucleotides. Lineage: Eukaryota; Dinophyceae; Suessiales; Symbiodiniaceae. The record is from the annotation of a GenBank genome assembly.
AUGGCGCUGCAGGACCGGGAGUCGAGGGGGGAUGGGUUUGACCAUCUAAUCCCCGUUUGGGACAACGACCCCUCCACGUUAAGAAAGUUUCGGCGCAACACUGAGUUGUGGUUAGCUGGGUUAGACCUAGAACGCACCACCGGCUACUCGUUAGCAGCGCGGUUCCUCCUCAGACAACACGGCCCAGCGCGGGCAAGAGGCGAAGAGUUCGCCAUCGAAGAUCUUGCCUAUGACCCUGGCGAAUCCCGUGAAGGGGUCGAUGGCGAACAACACUGGGUGCGCGAGCCUGACUACAAGAAAGGCGUGCGCAAACUCCUCGAUGCUUUCGAAGAACUCUCAGGAAAAACCCGUUCAGAGAAAAAGCACGAGUUGAGAAGCAAGCUUUACGGCGGGUUGAAGAGAAAACCUGGAGAGAGCGUCACCCAGUUCGCUGCAAGUUAUCGCACCCUUCAAGGCGAACUGCGAACCGAAGGCAUUGUUGUCCAGGACACUGAGUAUGCCUGGAUAUUCCAGCAGAGACUGGGAUUGAGUGAGAUCCAACGUCAGCUGUUGGAGACAACUGUAGGUGAAGAACCUUCUUACAAUGCUGUGGAGAAGGAAGCGUUGCGCCUGUUCAGGCGUAUCCACUUGAAGGGUAUGGACGACGCGCCCGUCAGAAGCCUUCGAACUUCGAGUUUCUCCUCGGGAUCCACUUCGACAACGCCGUCUACACGUAGGAAGCCCUUCCACGGGAGUCUGCGCUCUCGCGCGACCCCGCCACGCUCCGAGGCCCAGGUUGCGGAACUUUCCGCGCCGGAGCCAGAAGAGGAUGAGGCGCAGCUGGAGGAAACUCAAGUUUACGAAGGCCAGGUUGAGGAGUCCACCCUCGAUCUGGACGAGGCGCAGGAGAAGGAGCUGGAGGCCUUGGCAACCUCCCUGGAUGAGAUGGAAGGCGAGUUGGAUGACCAGGGUUUGAAUGAGGCAGAGGCAGCGCUCUCUGACAUGGCAGAGGCUCUCAUGACCCUGAAAGAAGCCCGCGGCAAGAUCGCCGCUGUAAAGAAGGACCGAGGCUAUGGCAAGCCUGUGGAUGGUGGUGUGAGGUCGUCCAGUUCUACUUCGGUCGCUGCCCGAAAGCGAGACACGAAGUGCAACGCCUGUGGGCUGAAAGGCCACUGGGCUGGAGAUCCGGAAUGCAAGUCGAAGGCAAAGCCCAAGAAGAAGGUUGGUCACAAGAACGUGAACUUUGCUGAAGCUGGCGACAUGAACGAGGCCCAGGUGAUUGACUUUCUGCAGGGUGGCCAGCUUGAUACGGACGGCUUCCAUGAGAUCUUGGCGGUGGACCUCGCUGACGUCCUGGACGUGAAGAAGGUCGAGACAAGCUGGCAAAAGCCUUACUUUGCCGCAGUGGACUCAUGCUGCAACCGCACCUGUGCUGGAGAAUCAUGGGUGGAGGCGAUCCGUAAGGCGCUCCCCCGUGAGUUUAAAGGCCUCUGGAAGGAGUCCCCUGAAAGCGAACGCUUCCGCUUCGGGGACGGAGGUUGCUUGACAUCCAGUCGUCGGGUGCGGGUUCCCAUGAACUUUGAGGGCCAGGUUGUGUUGGUAUGGUUUAGCGUCUUGCCGAAUAACCGCUUAGCGGGUUUGCUCGGCAAGGAUUUCUUGGAUGCCAUGGGUGGUAUACUUGAUUUCCCCAGACAAACCAUCACCUUGGAGACCCUUGGCCUCGUCAACCACCCACUCCAGACAAUCCGAGCAGGACACUUCGCCGUGGAGGUGAACCCGGCUGCUUGUGUCUGGAAGCCUGUCUCGCAGACGUCUUGGCUCAAGGUCACCUUUCUCAAGAUGUUGGCUCCAGAGUUCGUGCAAAGAGCCAACCUCGCAAUCGGACGAUGGCAGCGCCUUGUGGUGCGCCUCCAAAGACGCGUUUCAUGGCACUUUUGGGGCUUAUUGCUCUCGCUCAUCAGAGCACCAUACCUGCGUUUCCUUCCAUUUCCUGUGCCAUCCGUGGACUCCGUGAGCAAGUGGGAGGAGCAGGCUGCGGAGAUGGUGGCUCGUGGAGCAUACCCGCGCCGCUACCUCACCAAAUGCAAGAUGAGCAAAAGCUUUACGGCGUCCAACUUGAAGGCCCUGGUCGAUCUUCGGAACAAGGUUGGGUUCGAGCUGGCAUUCCUGGAGGACGAAGUCCUGACAGUGGGGAUGCGAGCUCUGAAGCGCAAGCCCGGAGUCCGAGCCCGACUGGCCGAGGCUCAAAUGGCGGAAGCAGCCAAGGCCUCGGUGAGCGAGGACAGGGGCGAAAGGGUUCGCCAAUUGCUGGGUCCACGAGGCGGAUUACCUCGACUGCGUGGAGAGUUGAUUCAGUUGGCGGCGCUUCUUCACGUGGAGAUCAAGGCCGAAGAUUCGGUGGCAGAGAUCGCAAAGAAGGUCAGACCAACAGCCCUGAUGAUGGCUGGGAAGUCUGCGCCUGCGAGUGCGAGUGGCAGCCCGACGGCGGCGCCCUCGCAAGAGGACAAGGCAAUCCCCCCAAGCGGCCCUGGGCGACUUGCCGCAAGAGUUUCGCCUGGAUCUGGAAGAAUGGGAAUCCUCUAUGGAGCCGUGAAAGCUGGCGUCCGCCAGAUGAUCGGUCAAGCGGCUGGAAAGGCGUUGAAGAUGCUAAAGGUGGCAGCGCCCCCGCUGGUCUACGAGGCCCUCGAAACGGUUGUUGAGAAUGAGUACGAUAAGGGCCUCAGUGAACCACGGUGCCCCGGAGGGCGACCUUACAUCUUCGUCUUCGAGGAAUCGCCCACUCUGUGGCGCAACCUCCUCAGACGCAAGUUCGAUAAGCUCGGCGGGGUGCUCCUCACCAAGAAUGGGUUUAUCCUCACAAACAUCGGCAAGCUUGUGGAGCACAAGGAGCAGCUCGAGAAAUUGACGGGCGACCUCCUCUUCCAGCGCUUGGUGGCGAUGCUUGAGGAUGUCCUGGACGAGACCUUUGUGCGCGAGGCCCAUGCCGCUGAGGUUGGUGAGCCCGAAGUCGAGAAUGAAGAGGACGAAGAUGGGGACUUUGAAGAGGAGCUGGGUGGCUCGGAGCCUAGCAAGGAACUCAAAAGACUGGUGAUGAAGAUGCACCAAAAUACAGGGCAUUGUUCACGGCGGCGAUUGGCCCGCGCCUUGACGAUUUCAGGGGCGCCGGUAGAAGCAGUAAAAGCGGCGCUGCAACUGGAGUGCGAGGUGUGUAAGGAAAACGCCCGACCACGUACUCGUCCACCAGCGUCGCUACCCCGAGUGUCCCAGCCCUUCGACCGCGUUCAUGCGGACUUGGUAGCGAUCAAGGAUCGCGCCGGUCAGAAAUUCUGGGUGACACACUUUGUCGACAUCGCGACGAGGCAUCAAAGUUGCUACAUCACAGAGAAGACGGCCUCGGACGUGGUCGGAGCCCUCAACGAGUUCUGCAAGUCGUAUGGGGCCCCAAAGACAUUGGUGACAGACUUAGGCCCAGAGUUCACUGCCCAGACCUUUAGUGAAGCGUGCGAGUUCCUGGAUAUUUACCAUUCCACAACUCCAGUCGAAACACCAUGGCGAAAUGGAAUCGUGGAAAGGGCCGGAGGCACGUUCAAAACUAUGGCAAAGCAUCUGGUGACAGAGUUUUCUGCGGUUGGGUACGCGGAUAUGGAACUGGUGGUCACAGCAUCCACCGAAGCGUACAACUCCGACAUCAAUGAUAGUGGUUUCAGCCCUUCGCAGAGUUUGUUUGGACGUGCGCCUCGAAAACUUGGCGAUGUCUUGGGACUGCGCGGGCGAUUGGCCCAACAUGGCCUCAUAUCCCGAGAUUUCAGCUUCGAAAGGCAAGUGGCCAUGAGAGAGGACGGGUUCCCAACCCUGCAUGAGGAGUUGGAACCGGGCGAGAUCGCGUACUUCUGGCGAAAGCAGAAGGUGGCAAAGGGGAAGGUGCUCACCGAACGAUGGCAUGGCCCCAGUUUGGUUUUGACUUGCGAAAAGAACCAAGGAAUCCCUGUUUCCUACUACGUAACCUUCAAGGGAUCAGUUACCAAGGUGGGUGCCGAACACAUUCGUCGCGCAUCGUCUUUGGAGCGACUCUCGGCCACGGAUUGGGAAGAUGCUCUACGUGAAAUUUCUCAGGCAACCGGCGCGCCUUACGCGUCCGAGGGCCAAGAGUCUCCAAGCGAAGAGGUGGAGGCGGAGGAUGAGCUUCGAGAGCGUCCGCGACCGGCUCCUGGAGAAGCAGUCAUGGUAAUGCCGGUUCCUGUGCCGGCCCAAUCCUAUGGUGACAGAGCCGGGGAAGAUGCAAAACUGGACACCGUCCCAGAAGUCCCUGAGACUCAGGCUGCGCCAGAGGGCGCACCGACUCAGGAGAGUCAAGCGUCUGCUUUGGGUGCGCAGCUGAGCGCCCCAAGUGGAAGCUCCUUUGUCCCUCUGCGGCUGGGAGACCGGACCAUUAAUGUCUUAACAGCCGCCACAGAGUCACAGCAUCCACUAAAGCAACUUGCUUGCGACGUGGCAGAAGACAUGAAGAAUGGCAACUGGUUUGAAGCCCCUAAUGGCUCGUGGGCUGGACAUUGGCCUACGCCCUCUGAGGACGUGCGUGCAGUUUUAGAAAGGCGAGGCCACUUGAUGAACCUAGAUGCCACCGAGUUUGAGGUCUUCCUGGCAAACGUUGGAAAGGAGCUGAACUGGUCCAAAAUGAGUGAGGAGGAAAGGCAGCUCUAUCAAGCGGCAGCUCUUGAACAGUGGGAGAAAUGGGUCGAGAACUGUGCCCUCGAACCGCUGACCAUGGAACAAUCCAAUACAAUCCGCGCGGAAAUCAAGGCGGGAGCAAAGCACAACCUGCUCACUCCUCGGUUUGUCCUGACAGACAAAAACGCCCCGUUGAGAACACCGGGCAGCGAUUUACCUGUUAAGGCAAACGCCCGUCUUGUUGUGCCUGGAUUCAGAGACAGGGCACUGUUAGAAGGUCAACUUAGAACAGAUGCGCCAACGGCCAGCAGAUUGGCGCUGCAUCUCUUGCUGACCAUUAGUGCCUCGAAACCGAAUUGGCCCAUGAUGAGUGGAGAUGUUCGGGCCGCCUUUUUGAAAGGCGACCCUUAUGUCACAAGGCUACUGUUUAUGGAUCAGCCUAACAGGAAGCGUGGCCCGACGCUACCCGUAAGGCCUGGGAUCCUGUUUAAAGUUCGAAAGGGGGUGUUCGGACUGGCGGACGCCCCAAGGGCUUGGUACGAAAGGCUUCUGCGUACCUUACGUGCUCGCGGAUGGACACCUUCUAGUAUAGACGGUGGGCUCUUCUUCAAGUGGAGUCCAGAGGGCGUCUUAGAAGGAGUCAUGCUGACGCACGUGGACGACAUCCUUGUGACUGGGAAUUCCGAGGCGGUCAAGAGCUUCCAUGAGAUUGGAGCCGAGCUGGGAUUCGGCUCCAUUUCAAAGGACAAGUUCACCUUUUGCGGAAAGAACCUGGAAAAGCACGCCAACGGCGAAGUGACGGUGAACAUGGUUGAAUACCAUCGUAACCUCCACAUCCCAGUUGUGCCUCGUGAAGCCCGUAAGGACUUGUCAAGAGCUUUGAACCCUAAGGAGUUGCGCGAGCUUCGAGCUUUGAAUGGCUCUCUACAAUGGCUAGUCGCCCAGCUAAGAUUCGACGUUGCUUUUCGCCUUUGCGAAGUUCAGGUGGCGAAGCCGACGGUGGCUACCUUGCUCAAGGCUUGCAACCUCGCAAGGGACCUCAAGGGUGACUCCGACUUUGUCCUGACGUUCCGCAACACAAACUGGCAAGAAGGUGGGCUGGUUGCUGUGUCAGACGCCGCGCUGGGAAAUGUCAACUCCGACGGCAGUGGAGAGGACCCGAAAACUUUCUCUCAAAGUUGUUACGCUGUGCUCAUUGGAGGGCCAAAACUAGUUGAAGGAAAAAGAGAUUCCUUUAACUUGUUAGAUUUCCGGUCGCAUAAGCUCCAGCGUGUGUGUCGCUCCUCCUACGGGGCAGAGACGCUGGGCGUUGAAGAGGCUUUGGAUGCCGCAGAGCUGGUGAGAUGUCUGGUCGCCGAGGCACGUGGCACCGACAUCUUGAAACCAGGAGGGCAAUUCGCCGUAUGUACGGUGCCUCUUACAGUCGUGACUGAUGCAAAAGACACCUACGACAGGGUGUCUAAAGACACUGGGUUUGGUGCCCAAAAGUCCUUGGUGCUGACCCUAGCCCUUCUUCGACAGCUUCUUCGGAGACCGCGGACGUGUAUCCGUUGGACUGACACGGCCAACAUGUUCGUUGAUGCCGGUACAAAGGCAAUGGAUUGCGGUCACUUAAAGCGGGUGAUCUGCAAUGGUUCGUGGUCAAUCGAGUACAACACAGAGUUUGUAAGGCAGAAGGUGAAGUCCCGAAAGGCUUCCACACCACCUCCAGUUCCUGAAGACGAGGAACUCCCGGGAGAAGGACUGACUGACGCGAACCGUGAGCUUAGACAGUUCUUAGAGAACUUCGGCUCAAAGCCUGGCUGGCACUUGGUAGGGCCCUUGAGCUCUUUGGCAGCUGGUGCUAAAGAAGCUGGUGCAGAUUAA